AUGUCCAUCCUGCCGCCGCCGCCGCUCACCCGCAGGGCCUUCUGGAGACUGUCCGUGACCUGGGGGACCCUUCUUCGCCCAGGAGGUCAGCAGGUGCAGCAGCGUCGCCAGGAGGCGGCCCAGGGACCUCACGCACUGGCCGCUCAGCCGAGCUCUCGUUUGCAAGAGGGGGCGCUGUGGAGGCUCACUCAGCUCGCGGGCUCUGCCGUGCACUACCUGGCCGGCUUCAGCUGCCAGUCGGGGCCUGACGGCGGGUGGGCCCCGGGUGCUGCCCCUCGGCGCGGAGGUCUUCCUGGCCGCCCGAGGGAGCUGGUCUACGUCUACGACCGGGAGGCGAGGCAGCUGACCGCGGCCCUUCGCCGGGCGCUCCUCCUCGUCCUGUGCGCGCGGAGGGGCAUCUAUUGCUUGUCUUUGGACCAGGCUUGCAGGUCUGUGAGCCAGAGUGAUGGGGACGACGACGAGGACAGCGAGUCCCCCUCCCCCGUGACCCCUGUGGACCCAGACACCCGUGUGCUCCCCGACACCACGCUGUGCGCGUUCACGGUGCUGGGCGACCUGCUCAUCGCCGAGCACACAGUGGACAUGCAGGGCCUGUGCUUCCCGGGCCUGGCUGCGACCCCUCACCCCCACCCCGUGCAGGCCCCUGCGCCUUGCCACCCUCCCAGCGACCCCGUGAGCACCUUCCUGGAAACCUGCUGGUGGCCGGGCAGCGAGCCAGUGGGGUCCGAGUCCCUGUUCGCCAAGUGCCUGCCGCCGUCCGUGGCCGCCAUCCGGGUGUCAGCAGAGCUGCUCAGAGCUGCCCUGGGGGACAGUUACUCAGGCGUGUCCCUGUGCUGUGCCACCGUGGACGCUGUGCGGGCCCGAGCCCUGACCUCUGUCCAGGCCGUGGCCCCAGACGGCACCGAGAUCUGCCUCAUCGUCCACGAGGUGGCGGUGGCCAACCUGUGCCCGGCGGGGCCCGUCCAGGCCGUGGAGAUCCAGGUGGAGAGCUCGUCGCUGGCCAACAUGUGCAGGGCCCACCACGCUGUCGUCGGGCACAUGCAGAGGAUGGUGGUGGAGCAGGCCGCCCGGGGCUCCAGCCCACCCGACCUCCUCGUGCAGCAUCUCCACCAGAUCCAGGCCAACCACGAGACGCUGCUGCCGGAGGUGCAGGCCCUGCGGGACCGGCUGUGCACAGAGGACGAGGCCAGCUAGGCCACGGCCGAGCGUCUCCUGCAGGUGUACCAGCAGCUCCGCAGCCCCAGCCUCCUCCUGCUGUGAGCAGGUCCAGC
This is a messenger RNA of Myotis lucifugus (little brown bat), 1271 nucleotides long. RefSeq names its product Fanconi anemia core complex associated protein 100 (gene FAAP100). Gene Ontology annotation, biological process: interstrand cross-link repair. NCBI's taxonomy places the organism in Eukaryota, Metazoa, Chordata, Mammalia, Chiroptera, Vespertilionidae. Gene Ontology annotation, cellular component: Fanconi anaemia nuclear complex; nucleoplasm. The record is from RefSeq and is a predicted model, not a curated record.